Messenger RNA from Gigantopelta aegis, 2642 nucleotides. Its product is annotated as battenin-like. Gene Ontology annotation, cellular component: membrane. The record is from RefSeq and is a predicted model, not a curated record. The coding region runs from base 137 to 1354 and encodes 405 amino acids. The transcript is spliced from 14 exons. Lineage: Eukaryota; Metazoa; Mollusca; Gastropoda; Neomphalida; Peltospiridae.
CACUGUAGAGUCGCUAAAUGUAGUAUCAGUCAUAUGUCAUUGAAUGAUAAUACACAGUUGACAGUUGUAGAACAUGUUGCAAACUGCUUGCAUUCUGUAGUCUGCAAAACAAAUAUAAUAAUAAAAAAAGCAAGUCAUGUCUGCGAUACUUAGGAACUGGUUUGGCUUUUUCCUACUGGGAGCCAUAAACAAUCUACCAUAUGUGAUCGUUAACUCAGCUGCUAAUACAAUUGCAGACAGCUUUGGUGAGAAGAACAAUGUUGGACUGGUGUUCGGAGCAAAUGUUGCUUUAGCUGCUGUUGUUAAAUCUCUCAACACAUUUUUCCUACUUAAAGUGUCAUUUACCAUCAGAUAUGUAGUAAAUGGAUGUUUGAUGCUGUUGGGUUUGUUUGGUGUUGCUUAUGCAUUCAGUUUUUGGUUUGCUCUGUUAUGCAUUGUUGUGAGUGGUUCUAGUGCAGCGUUUGGAGAAAAUGUCACUUUGGGCUUCCUGUCUCGUUUUCCGAGCAAGCUGGUUAAUGCCUGGUCGAGUGGUACCGGAAUGGCUGGGUUGCUUGGGGCCACUAUUUAUAUCAUCUUUGGUUGCACUGUGAGCGAUAAAGAUGAAAAUAAGACGGACCAUCUGAAACAUCUUACCAAAUAUGCCUUCCUGUUGACAACUCCGGUGGUUCUGUUGUAUUGGGUGGCCUAUUUCCUGGUGAUCCGAGUUCCUGUCAGCCAGGCACCACAGUCGGUCAAUGAGGAAUCGGACGAAUCAAGACCAAUACUAAAAAGUGAUUCAGGUGGCUAUGAGGUCGAUGAGAUUGACAACAGUUCUGUGCAGUCAAUAGAACACCGAGAGAGUGAGCUGAAGAGAAUAUGGAGAUGUCUCAAACUGGUUUCAUGGCUGGCAUUAAAUCUGUGUGCUGUAUAUGUGUUUGAGUAUGUUGCCAGAGGGUGUGCUGCCAAAGCCCGACCUAGCACUGAAUACAACAUUGGCUGUCCAGAGCUGUAUGCAGCAUUGCAGCUGUGUUACCAGGCUGGUGUUUUUGUGUCAAGGUCAUCAGUUCAAAUGUUCAUCAUCAAAAGAGUAGACAUUCUGUCUCUGUUACAACUUAUCAACAUGGUGGUAUGGAUUGUAGACGUGCAUUACAAAUUCCUGCCGGUUGCUGUGCUUCCUGCAUUUAUGGUUUAUGUUGGCCUUCUUGGCGGAGCAUCGUAUGUUAAUAUCUUCUACCUGUUACUGCAUGGCAACAAGUUCCCAAGUGAAGAUCGUGAACUGUGUAUAAACAUUGUUGGACUAUCAAUAACUCUGGGAAUCAUAAUAGGAACAGGCUUGGAGACUCUUUUGUUUAAUACUCUGCUAGCUAACGAUUGAUGUUUAGAGAUGGCGACUAGUAAAUGGGAAGGACAUACCAAACCAGUUCCAACUGGUUUCAUCUGACCUUAUGCAAUACGAUAUGAUAUAUAUUAUGUCCGUGCCAAGACCAACUCUUGCAGUAUUAAUACUACUAACAUAUAAUGGUCAACAACUGGGUUUUGCUAGAAACCUAUAUAUUUUAUGACUUAUUGUUUGCUUUGAAACCUGAAAGUGAUACUCAUCUUUUUAAAAUACUUUACAUACAUGUGGAGAAGUCCUGUGUCUAGACUCAGUGCUACUGGUCAUACCUUUGAGUAAUCUAUAUGGAGUUUUUGUAUAUUUGUGAAUUGUUAUGGAACAUAUUUUUAUUUAUUUUGUAAUGUGUUGCACACCAGUGCAUGUGUUUACCCGUUACUUACAUACAUCCAUUUGUUACCAGCCCAUGCAGUUCCAGUAACCCAGUAACCGUAAUGAUAACUGGGCUGGAACUUUGUAUACAAUAAACUAAUGAUUGUUUUUUUUAAAUAAAUAUCUAGACAUAAAAAUCAUUUUUGUCAGUUUGAUGGACAUUAUUAUGGUUUAUUGUAAUGUAGCUACUUUACAGAGGAUAAAGAACAGUUACAAGCUGUGAUCAGUUUUAUAUCCUCCAGGUACCUUUUGUCACUACUACCCUACUCAAAGUGUAUACAUCAAUCAUCCUCUCUCAAAAGUAGAUUGAAAUUGUGUGCAUUUUACGCAAUGUAAUUUAAAACGCAGAGUGAUAAAUCUUUAUUUUCUUCUUGUAGGGGGCAAGGAGAAAAAUAACGAGUGGAUAGGACUGUGUAAUUGUGUUCAAAUACCGGUAGAUGUGCCUAUUUUUUACAUUUUUUUGACUUUAAUAUUUUGAUAAUUUGUUUAUAAUAAUUAUUAGAUCACUUGAGUAAUUAGCCAUUAGUGUCUAUGUGAUAUGUCAUCCUGUAAUUUUGUCUACCUUUCAGCAGCAGCUUAUAAUAUAAAUAGAGAAUAACUAGUUAAUGACGCCAGAUAUCUGCUGUAUCCUGUAAAGGUAAGAAUGGGCCACGAGGCAUAGCACAGCAGAAUUUCUCAAUUGGCCUGAACAGGAUAAAGUAGAUAUCGAACGUCAUUAACUAGUUAUUAUCUUUAUCCUGAAGACCAUACAAAUUAAGCAGAAAAGCUAUUAUUUCUGUUAUUUCAGCCACAUUGUACGAUGACCUAAAGGUCAAAUGAGCAGUUUUGUAAUGUACAUUAGCUACAUGUAUGCGUGUGAUGUCACAUGACGUCAAAAGUCAUAUCCUGCUACUAUAUG